AUGAGUGCCAUUGAACAUGGAACUGCAUUCACCAACAAGUCCUUCGUUGGCGGAGUGAAGGCAUCCGAACAUAGUAAGCUGCCAAAGCAUCCAUCAUCCUCAACAUCACGAAAACCCGCAUCUGAUGGGGAUGACCACCUAGAUUCUGGUGCUUCAGCAUUUUUAGAGAAAUUGCUUGCUGGAAAUUCCAGCAUUUUUAAUGCGGUUAACACACUUACAUCUGAUUUUCGGCUGAUUCGCCGUGAUGUGAAAUCGGCAGUCAAUGAGCUAGCUUUUUUAUGCACCGAGUUCACUAAAUUCAAAGAGAGGAGUCGUCCUACUGAGACCUUGCCCGUUAAAACCUCAAACAAAGUUGACAGAGAAGAACAACAAAAAGAUAACCAAGGAACUAACGAUGGUGAUCAGGAAAAAGAUAACCAGGGGAAUGAAGAGGAAGAAGAUAACGCAGCGGACCAGGAAGGGGAGAAACAAGUGUAUGAACAGAAAACCGGUCAUGGUGUUGACGAUGAAAGUACAAAUCUCCCAGUUUCGUCCAUUCCUGUAACAGAUCCAAAUAUACAUGAGACAGAGGACAUUGCAGACGUCCAAGAUCCAAUUCCCGAGCCCGCAAAUACAAAGGAGACAGAGGACAUUGCAGACAUCCAAGAUCCAAUUCCCGAGCCCGCAAAUACAAAGGUGACAGAGGACAUUGCAGAUGUCCAAGAUCCAAUUCCCGAGCCCGCAAAUACAAAGGUUACCGUUGACCAUGAUGACUCAAGUGUUCCUAUUUUUGUUUCGGAUAAAGAACAGGUACUAUUGAAGCCAAUAGUAGACGAUCCUCCAGCUUUUUCACUAGGUCUAACGCAGGAAGAGAAAAACCGUGAGGAAUCUCGGCUAAGAGAACAAGAGGACAAGAGAAAAACGGAUGUUGGAGAUUCUUCCAAAUGUCCUCCUCCAACACGUAAAAGCACGCGCGCCAGAGCUGCAGCUACAUCUGCAGACUUUGUUUACCCUCAAAAACGGCAGAAAAAGAUCGACAAAUCUGUAGAGUUGUCUUCUUUCUUUCGUAGACCGACCUCCGAACAAGUAUCCUUCCUUGAAGCCAAAAUUAAAGAAACCAGCCUUUUCCCUCCCUGGUAUGGCAUUAGCCUUUCUUCGAACAUCUUUAAUCAGAUAAUGUCUUGUAACAAGCCAUGCAUGAAUGCCAUAGUUGCCUCUAUUCGUGAUGAGCUGUGGGCAACCAGAGAAGCUCAUCCCAUGAAUUACGAUUUCGUUGAGUUCAGAUUAAUCGUCGAAAUUGUCAGGCUUCAUGAUCAAUUUCUAUCAAACUCGAAGAAGGCCAAGAUUACCCUGCCCAAAGGUACCAUAUCAUACGUCAAAAACAGAUUUCCUUGGUACACUGUAGUCGGUCGUCUCUACUGUCUCUUCCAGAUUGAUGGUAGGCUUUGGAUUGGUCUUUGCAUCGAUUUGGAGGCACACAAUAUAGCUGUUUUUAAUUGCAACCCAACAAUUAAGGAGAUGAAGCUUAAGACCCUCAUAGUACCACUUGCCGAAUCUCUUCCACACUUCAUCAGGAAAGUAGCGUACAACUCAAAGAUGAAGAACGACACCCUAGACGCAUUCAACAUUUCAAUUGCUAAGCCUGUUUUCCAAACAGCAAAUCCAGGUCACAGCGCCGUACUUACACUCAUGCUACUUCAGCUCCACUCAGAGAACAUGCCGGUCGACACUGUCAUUGAAGACGAUUUGGUCCGUGAUGCAGCUCUUACCUACGCUUUCGACCUACUAUGUAAAGUCGAGCAACCAAUUUCAUCGGCCCCGCCGACUAAUCCCUGA
Molecule: messenger RNA, 1815 nt
Organism: Eutrema salsugineum
Lineage: Eukaryota; Viridiplantae; Streptophyta; Magnoliopsida; Brassicales; Brassicaceae
Exons: 10
Coding region: 1-1815 (604 amino acids)
Biological process (GO): proteolysis
Molecular function (GO): cysteine-type peptidase activity
Source: RefSeq, a predicted model, not a curated record